Pocillopora verrucosa is the source of this 933-nucleotide messenger RNA. Its product is annotated as histamine H2 receptor-like. Gene Ontology annotation, molecular function: G protein-coupled receptor activity. Gene Ontology annotation, biological process: G protein-coupled receptor signaling pathway. Gene Ontology annotation, cellular component: membrane. The record is from RefSeq and is a predicted model, not a curated record. NCBI's taxonomy places the organism in Eukaryota, Metazoa, Cnidaria, Anthozoa, Scleractinia, Pocilloporidae.
AUGGAAAAUUUCAUUUUACAUCAUUGGGAUAAUCAAACAAAUACAGUCGCGAGGUUAAGGACCUGUUUGCUUGCCAACUGCGUUGUUAAUGCUAUCGGUCUGUUUAUUGCAAGUUUUGGAAACGCCGUCAUCCUUCUUUCUAUUUGGCGGACCAAGUCUCUGCAUUCACCGUCCAACACUUUGUUGUUCGCUCUUUCAUUAACUGAUUUAUUAGUUGGAACCGUGACACAACCACUGUACAUUAUAACACGGGUGUACUUUCUUGUCACCGGCAAAGAUGGGCCACUGGCUCUGAUGUCUGCUUUUGAUGUCAUUUCAGGCAGUCUGUCGGGAGUGUCAUUUAUCACCGCAACUUUAAUUAGCGUGGACAGGUACCUUGUACUUUUAUUACACUUGAGAUAUAGAUGCCUGGUAACAAACAGAAGAAUUUGUGUGUUUAUCCUCGGCUCUUGGUUGUUGUCAGGGACAUGGGGAUUCAUCUGGACGCAAGACAUUCGAUUAUUUUACUUUCUUGGGUUUGGUUCCUCAACGACAUGUUUCUCUAUCAUACUUUUAAUGUAUUACAAGAUUUAUCAAGUAAUCAGACGACAUCGUCGACAAAUCAACAAUCAAGAAAACCUCAAACAAAGUUCUCACUCAAUUGCCAGCAGAAUCAGCUUUCCGAGUUACACUAGAUCGGUGGUAAAUACGUUCAUUGUUUGUGUCCUUCUCUUUCUCUGUUAUUUCCCUUAUCUUUGUACAGCAGCUGUCAUACAACUUGGUGGACUCAGUACGGCCAAGAAGAUAUCUUUGGAAGUUUCUGGAACGAUAAUCUUCGUAAAUUCUUCUCUGAACCCGUUCGUAUAUUUUUGGCGAGUAAAAGAGUUUCGAAGUGCUAUUAAAAGUACCCUGCGGCGAUUGACAAACACUCGGAUGCAACCACCUAGUAGUUAA